This is a messenger RNA of Salvia splendens (bonfire salvia), 817 nucleotides long. RefSeq lists its product as uncharacterized. The coding region runs from base 2 to 556 and encodes 184 amino acids. The record is from RefSeq and is a predicted model, not a curated record. NCBI's taxonomy places the organism in Eukaryota, Viridiplantae, Streptophyta, Magnoliopsida, Lamiales, Lamiaceae. The transcript is spliced from 4 exons.
AAUGGCACUCAUUAGGAAAUCAAUUCUCCUCGUUUGUGCUGCAACUUGCCUCUUCGCUUGUGCCUUACGGCAAGCGCACAGUGGUGAUCUAGGUGCCGCAAAAGUCAUAGCAGACGAGUUUGUGGCAGAAGCAGGAGCUGAAGACGGUGAAGGAGAAGACCAAGAUCCCAUUUUCGUCAAUGCCCUUGAAUGUUUUAACAACAGAAAUAUCUAUAGUAUGUGCGAUGAAGAGUAUAGAUUGAGUGAGAAGGGAGAGUUGAAGGUGCCACACGAAUGCGCCGACCAAUACUGCCAAGGGCCUUGUCGGGAGGAGACUAACCUCGUACUCGAAUGCAUUCAACAAAUCUUCCAGCAUUUUCGAUUUUAUAACAAGGCUACGCUUAAUGAUGUGCGAGAAACGAUCAACGCCGCUUGCGGUUAUGGCCCCAAACGAGGUGAUUUCGAUGUGGCUGAGCACAUAAGACUUGAUGAAGAUUUUUCAAGCAAGUUAAUGUCAAGCUAUAUCGUCAUCUACGCUGCAUUGCUAAUGAUAUUGGGAUGGCGUGUAUUAUUCUAGCUAAUUAUAUAUACGUUGUUGGAGUGCGUUAUAAUGCUAAUUUUUCUUAAAUAGCUAACUUGCUAACUCAUUAACGUAGUGUAUUAAAAAUGUCAACACGAUCACAUUAAAAUGUCAAUACAAUGUAUUAAAAUAUCAACUUAAGUUUAUGUUGACAUUUCAUUAUCAUCGUGUUGAGAUUUUUAAUACACAACGUUAAUGAGUUAACAAGUUAGUAACUUAAGAAUAUUUAGCAAUGGAUCACACCCCUAUGUUAUUGUG